GCGUGGUUGUGUGUCAGUUUCGCUGGGACCCGCGGUCGAUGCCGGUGAGGAGGGGGAUGGGUGCCUCAGCGAAUGUAAGGACCCGAGACAGAAUCAGAGCCCUAUACCACAUAGAGCAGCAUAUACCCUUUUAUAAAUAUCGAUUGUAAAUAUUCAUAACACCAUAAUAAAUGGAUUAAACCACUGGGAUUUUAACAUAGACACUCGAUGGAAGUGCUGUGUCCAAACAGUACACGGAAUUAAACUUUAAACCUUUACGUGGGGACAGUGAGAAGUUUGUUUUCUACCCCAGAAGAGGGAGCUACUUUUGAGGGCAAAGGAUACAGGAGACGCCGAGGCCGAGGUACAGGCCUUGUGGUCUGAGUCGAUUUGAUGUUGGAAUACUCGAAGAUCUACAUACAACACAGUUAUUUAUUGUAUUCGUACUGGAUUGGAAUGUCUCUCUAGGUCUCCUCAUGUCCGUGAGCCGUCGCCUGCGGCUCUGCGGCGCCCCACCCCUGGAGUGGUCAGUCGCUGCAGUUCGGACCCCGUGAUCGUCCACACCCCCCAUUCCCCUCCCCUCCCUUCCCUCCCCCUUUCCUCUCCUACCCUUUUUUCCCUUCCCUUCUCCCCCCCCCCCCUUCCAUGCUCUGCUGUGACUGGACGUCAUGAGCAUAGUAAUCGCACUGGGAGUCACCACACCAGAAACGUCUUACUCAGAUAUGGCUGCUGGAUCAGACCCUGAGUCCGUGGAAGCAAGCCCUGCCGUGAACGAGAAAACCUACUCCAAUCAUAGUUGUGGGAGUGCACAAAGUCAUGGGUAUCGGGGACUACCAUAUGCUAUGCAACAGUCUUCCGUUGUGUGUUGUCAGGAUCACAACUAUGGCGCGCCCCCUCCCCCCACCCCACCCGCCUCCCCGCUCUCUCAAACCAUCAUCCCCCGGGUGGAGCUGAACGGUGUGGCCCGCGGCACGCGCUACCACCCCAACCACGACGAGGAGAACUCGGCCGACAGCGACAGUUCCUCGGAGGAGGAUGGCGGCGUGGCAAGCUGGUGCCACUGCAGCCUGACACAGGAUGGCUUCCUCAUCAAGUGCGAGAGCUGCAGUUUCAGGGGUUUGGACAGAUGGAAAGGUGUUGAGGGCCAGCGCAGGAAACCUGAAAAUGUAUCAGUGGGUGAGAGCAGUGCCACAGAGAGUGGUGACGAGGAGGUUUCCCCCGCCACGGUGUCCUACACAGCCACCCAGCACACACCCACCAGCAUCACCCUCACUGUCAACCGCGUCAAGAGGAACAAGUCCAAGAAGAGGAAGAAGAGUACAGAGAAGGCUAGGGGAGCACCCAAGGGCAAGAAGGUGAAGGCCUUUAGGGAGGGUUCAAGGAAGUCCAUGAGGAUGAAGAACUCUACGACAGAGGCCAGCCAGGUUGACGAGAACACGGCCGAGGGCUGGGAGUCUAAGAUCCGCCAGUGGACAGACCAGUACGAGGAGGCCCUGGCCAACCAGUACAGCGCCGAUGUCCAGACUCUGCUCCAGCUGCACCGCGCCGCCAACACCACGGUCACAAACGCCACCGCUGAAGCAGAGAACGAGUCUGUGACGCGGUCGCCACAGGGGCAGGUCAGAGCAUCGGCGGACAUGAUGGACACCAUCAAUCGUACAGAGCUGGCAUGUAACAACACUGUGUUGGGCUCUCAGAUGCAGUUACAGCUGGGGCGGGUGACGCGCGUGCAGAAACACAGGAAGAUUUUGCGGGCCUCCAAGGACUUGCAGCCAGACACACUCAUUAUCGAGUACCGGGGCAAGGUCAUGCUCAAACAGCAAUUUGAGGUCAACGGACACUUCUUUAAAAAGCCUUACCCUUUCAUUCUCUUCUACUCCAAGUUCAACGAGGUAGAGAUGUGCGUUGAUGCACGGACAUUUGGAAACGACGCUCGCUUCAUCAGGAGGUCCUGUACACCCAAUGCAGAGGUGCGUCACAUGAUCGCAGAGGGCAUGAUCCACUUGUGUAUCUAUGCUGUUACUCAGAUCACCAAAGACGCAGAGGUCACUAUUGGCUUUGACUACGAGUUCAAUAGCUGUAACUACAAGGUGGACUGCGCCUGCCAAAAGGGCAACCAAAACUGCCCCGUGCAGAAGCACAACCUGAGCCCCCGUGAGAACCUUCUGUUCCCCCCUGCCCUGCCCCCUCCGUCCUCCUUGGCGGGGGCGGAGACUCGGCGGCGGAAGGCGCGGAGGAAAGAGAUGGAGGGCGGCGUGGGGCCCGGGGCCACAUCUGACGACAGCAACCUGCCCCCGGAGGAGACCGGAGAGGCUCAGGAUGUGCGAGGAGGGAGCGAUCCAGAGGAGGGACUUGUAUACGGGGUGAAACAGGAAGAAGGGCUGGAAGGAGAGCUGGACGAAAACGGCCUACUUAUGUCCAGCCGACGAACCCGCGAGGAGCGCAAGGCGGAGGCCAUCAUGCACGUGUUCGAGAACCUCGACAAGAGGAAGCGGAGGGCGACCCAGGGUGGUGCCUCCACAGGAGGAGGAGCCGAAGAAGCGAAGCAGGAGGGCUCUCCAUCUGAGGAGGGGGCAGUGAACCCCUCAGGGGGCAACCCUGCGCCUCACAGCACAGGGAUGGGGGUCAGCACGCGCCGCACCACCUAUGUCUCUGAACCGACAGUUGAGCUUGACAAGACCCUAGCGUCAACGCCAACCUCCUCUGCCGGCGCUCCCAAUCUCCCUGCUCCCUCGAAGCCACCACCCUCCCGCUCCACCAAGCCCCGCCCCAAGAGCCGCAUCUCGCGCUACCGCUCCAGCUCGUCGCAGCGUGCCCGCCGCCAGAGGCAGGCCCUCGCCCAGCAGCAGGCCGCGGCCGAGCAGGGGGGCGGAGCGGCCGAGGAGGGGCCUCAGGGCCCAGUCGGGGCAGAGCCUGGCCCAGGGGACGCCGGUGCGACAGCUGGACACACUCUGGACGGAGACCUCAGCUCCACUCUGAACAAGGGCAACCUGCGCUACCCCAAGACCAAGAAGUACUUGGUGACUGAGUGGCUCAACGACAAGGUCCCCGACAAGGCGUCCCAGGAGGCUCCUGGGGUGGCGGAGCGCCCUCUGCGCAUCACCAGCGACCCCACGGUGCUGGCCACCACCCUCAACAUGCUGCCCGGGCUGUCCCAGCCGCCGCUCAUCUGCACGGCACCCAAACACUACGUCCGCUUUGGCUCACCCUUCAACCCGGAGCGCCACCGCCCACGGCCCCUCAAACUGGACGGCACCUACGGCUGCUACAAGAAGAGGUGGAUCCAGCAGGCCCAGGAUGAGAGCUGCUCGGCCAGCUUGGAGGACGGCACAGAGUCCACCUCCUCCCACCAGAGCAACAGCAGCAGCUCCACCCCUAACCCUCCCUUCACCGAACUGGCGGCGCCCAUCAAGAAACGGAGGGCAAAGUACGCCUCAGAGGCUUCGGCCACACCCAUCGAGCACCUCCUGCCGCCUCUGUCACCGGUCACGCCGCCCCCGCCUUCGGACCCGCUGCUGAGCGCAUCAUGUGCAGCCCUGCUCCUGGGCAUGCACCCUCACCACCACCACUACCCUGGGGACGAGGAGGAGGGGGUGCAUCGGCCCAACAGCCUGGCCUGCUCCCCCCUGCCUUCACUGCCCACCAGCCGCUGCAACACCCCACUGCAGUUUGAGAACAUAUCGUCCCCAGAGGCCUCUCCUCUACAUAGGCCAGAGUCCAUCUCUCCAGAGCCAUGCCUAAGGACAGACUUUGAUUUGGGCCGCCCCCAGUUCCCGGACCUCUCUCUCUCCUCCUGCAUGGAGAGCCCCGUGCCCCUUGGCCCCGAUGACUUCUCCCUCUUGGCGGGGGCCGCGCCCCCUGAGUCGCAGGGGCCCGCCUCUGUAGAAGAGGGCUCUCACACCCCCACACAGGCCACGCCCCCAGACGCUGGGCCGAGCCGAGAGCAGGCUUUCAGGACAGAGUUCAACCUGAUCUAUACCUGCUCACCCCUCAACGCCAACCUGGGCAACCCCACCACCGACAGACGCCUAUCCCAGUCGGAAGGCAGCUUCUCCCCCGCCGAGUCGUUCUACGGCACCGUGGGUGGGCAAGGCCUCCAAGUGGAGGCGGGGCUUGGCUCCAUGUCGCCCUAUGGCGAGCCGAAUUACGGAGGAGGGUACCCGGACAGCGACACACCGCCCCACACCAGCAAUCCACCGCAGAAAAAGAAGGCAACCAGCCUGCACACCAUUAGUCUGCUGACAGACAAGCCAGAUUACCAGGCUUUAGCAGUAAGAAGUGAAUACAAGCCAGUACAAAAUAUGGUGUCUCUGCUGGAGUAUCGCAAGAGGAAGCAGGGGAGUGGCCGGGACUCGGAGCCAGGCGGGGGUGGCAGCAACCUGGGUACCCCCACCCGGCCCGGCUCCAUGGGCCCCGGCAGGGCCGAGUCCCCAGGGAUGAUCUCCCGCCCCCCCCACCACCACCACCACUCCCAACACCACCACCCACACCUGCAGCCCCCGACCUCCUCCUCCUCCUCCCCACACAGCUCCUUCUCCUCCCCCGCCCACCCCUCCUCUUCCAUCGCCCAGAUCGAAGAGGUCAGCCCCCCACCGGAUCACCAUCAGAACUCCUCCCAGGCCUCAGGCCAACAGCAUCAGGGCAACAGCCACUGGAUGGUGCCCACCAGUGUGGAGCGCCUGAGAGAGAGCCACGGGGUUCUGGAGCGAGUCCUUCGAGGGGGCCUCAAGAUGGAGCGCACAGCCAAGAGACUAGGCGGCGCAGACGCAGACAAGGACCCUGAUGCAGAUAGGUAUGAGCUACAGACCAUGGGCAGGGCCUCUCCUAUGAAGAGUCCACAUAGAUACAGCCCAUCUGUCUACACACAUCAGCCCUCCUCGUCGGAAAACCAUCAUCAGACGGACAGUCCGGUGCUCCUGCAGACCAGCACGGCAUCAUCUCCAUUCCGUGGCUCCUACAGUCCCUCGGCUGCACCUCCUUCUGGACAGGGCUUCUACUCCCGCCUGUCCUCCCACAUUGACCCCUCCCAGCAGCCCCACAACCCCCCUUCCUCCUACCCCAACCAGACCACCUCUGCAGACUCAGCCCAAUGUGGGACCUCCAGGACACCAGGGGGUGCUCUCCAUCAGCAAAGCAGCAGCAGCAACAUGGAUGUGUCCAAUAGAUACAGCGGGAGCCACCUGAAAGCCAGCCUCUUGAGCAGUGGGCUGUCUCCUACCCCUGGUUCCAGGGCUCAUGGGAUCCCUAAAACUGACUCGGGUGCGGCUGCUUCUGUGGGGGUCCAAGCGACCCAUGCCUCUAGACUGAACCAGCAGCAGCAGGCACCACGGAGCCUGAAGCCAGGCAGCCCUGGACAGGCGGGGUUGCAGGUGGGAUCCAGACUCCUCCAAGCCUCUGGAGGCCAACACUACCCGCAGCGCGGGCCGGCCCUCAGUCAGUUUCAGCACCCUCCUAUACAGGGGUCGGGAGUAAGGACACAGUCAGGAAGCUUUUAGUGUGUAUCUGUGCUUGUGUGAAUGUGUGCGAGAAGUCCUGUACCUCCUCAAUAAAACCUGUGGAGGACCAAGUAUGAAAGAGUUUGGCAGGGGAAAUGUACAGACCUAAUGGGAGCUAAAGAACUUCUGGUAUGGAUUUAUUAUUUUUUCUUUUUUUCUGUUUUUUUUUUUCUCCAAAAAGGAAUUACUGCAUUCUGCACAUAAAAAAAAUCAAGGACUUUGACAUUUGACAACAGUGAAUCAAUGGAUAAAGCAAUGUAAAAGUUUUUUUUAAUUAUUAUUAAAGAAAUCAUGUGUAAUUUGAAAUUGCCCUUGGUUUUCCUGCUCUGUACGGACUGUAAACAGGCAACAAGUAAUGUUGACUAAGUAUCUGUAUAAAGUUUAAGGAAAAAAAGAAGUGUACCUGUUGUUUUGGUACCUGGUUUGACAAAUUCUCAAGCUGAUUUGUGUCUGUCAAAGUUGUUUUGAUUUGGCAAACAGCCAGGUCUGUCCUGCAGUAUAAGUGUUUCAGUUGGAAAGGGGAAACAAAUACGAGCUAGAGCUUAUGUGUUUAUCAUCCGUUAUAAAGAUGCAUCUUAGGGCUCGGGAGUCCAAGAGUUCCAUAAUUAGUUCAUUCCAUAUGAUUUCCAGCUACCUUUCAAAUGUAGCCAAUUAUCGAAGAUUCUUUACCUGUAUUUAACUUUUUUCUCUCAAUUUCUUUUUUUUCCCUUUUUCUUUUUACACAAACUCACCCUCCUUUUUUCUGUCUUCAUUUUGCCUAGUACUUCUUCAUAGUAGAUUUACUAUAUUGUACUUGAGACGUACAGGUCUUGUAAUUCAUGGUGCUGCAGACAGUCAUGUUUUGAAAAAAGAAAUAUAUAUGAUUUUAUUUGAAAUACAGUUACACUCUUCAUGAGCAUUUAGAAUUAACUUUACGUGAGAUUUAGAUUAUUUUUUUCUCCCCCAGUGUCAUCAUUAUAAAAGUACAAACCUAUUAUUGUGCUGGAAAGCAGGGGAAAAUGGCGCUAAGAAGCAGAAUAUGAUUUAAUUGUCCUUACUCUUGAUGGGUCUUCUAUUUGAAUCCUUAGGAUAAAAUUUUAUUGGAAAAUGUAUUGAGAAGAUAUAUAUUUUUCUCUUCUUCUGACCAAUCCUUGCAUUCCGUAUGCCAACUAAGAGUACAGGAGAGGGGGGAGACUGGCAGGAUGGUUUGGACAGUAUAUAUAUAAAAAAGAAAAAGCUGCUGUGUUCUCCUUGUUUGUUUUCUUUUUAUCCAAGUGCUGCUUUGAGAACUUUCCCUUUUCACAGAAUGCUGUACCUUCAUUUUUUAUAAGGGUCAUCAUGAAGCAAGAAAGAAUAAUUACAGUCAUGUGCCAUGACCACUGCAGUGGAACUUUUAGACAACGUAAAUGACAUUGUGUAUGCACUGGGAGAUGGAGAUUCUCCUGGCGAUGAAACAUGGAAAAGUGGACCUAAUUUACAAAUACAUUUUGGACCCUACCAUUUGGCAGUGAGGAGUGUAUGUCUAUGUCAUCCCAGGAAACAACAAAGGGGGAGCAGAAAGGCUGGGGACAGAGGCACUCACUGUUUUUAGCCAAUGGGACACUUGUCUGGCCCCCUGCCAACCCGCUUCAACCAACCAUCGACAUAAGGGUACUCACUUGUUACAUGAAUGUUUGACAGAGGACUUCAAGAGGAAUUUAUGACCCAAAUUUACCAGCACCUUAAUUAAACAAAUACAACUUGGCUCAACAAAAACAACCAUAUGUACAACCAAAAGUACUUGUAUAAAAAAAAAGAUGUGUUAUAAACAUGUAAGAAGAAAUAUAGUACACUUCAUUUGCCGCAUGAUAUUUCUUUUUUGGGUCUGAUUGACCAACUGACUGGUGGUUGGGAUCUAAUGUUCAAAUCUGUUCAGAGGGUCUGGUUUUGCUCAUCCUUGGAGUCCAUGCAAAACUAGAUGUUGCAUAUGUUUUUUAUUUUAUUUAUUUUUUAUGACAUUUAAUUUUCUUUGUUGAUUCUGUUCCGUUUUUUUUACAGAGCAUAGUAGAAACAAUUUGGACUCUCCCCCCCCAAAAGAUUAAAACUCAGAACAGAUGUAAUCCAUUUUGAUAAUAAAAUACUCAUGAUGGCAAUGUAUUUUGAAAA
Molecule: messenger RNA, 7598 nt
Organism: Osmerus eperlanus (European smelt)
Lineage: Eukaryota; Metazoa; Chordata; Actinopteri; Osmeriformes; Osmeridae
Gene: setd5
Product: SET domain containing 5
Exons: 25
Coding region: 648-5474 (1608 amino acids)
Biological process (GO): regulation of DNA-templated transcription
Cellular component (GO): Rpd3L-Expanded complex; Set3 complex
Source: RefSeq, a predicted model, not a curated record